Ruditapes philippinarum (Manila clam) is the source of this 5909-nucleotide messenger RNA. RefSeq names its product MAP kinase-interacting serine/threonine-protein kinase 1-like. The transcript has 7 exons. Gene Ontology annotation, molecular function: ATP binding; calcium/calmodulin-dependent protein kinase activity; calmodulin binding. Lineage: Eukaryota; Metazoa; Mollusca; Bivalvia; Venerida; Veneridae. The coding region runs from base 205 to 1677 and encodes 490 amino acids. Gene Ontology annotation, cellular component: cytoplasm; nucleus. The record is from RefSeq and is a predicted model, not a curated record. Gene Ontology annotation, biological process: protein autophosphorylation; intracellular signal transduction; peptidyl-serine phosphorylation.
GCAAGCAUUAUUCAGUGUUGGUAUAGAAUGUUUAGAAGAAAGAUGGGCUUGUAGUACGAAUGAAGAAAAAAAGGCUUCGGUCUAAUAUUAUUAUAUUUUCAAAAUCUAAACGGGUGUCACCAACGGAAUUAAGCCAUUCUAUCAACAAAGGAUUUGGAAAUUAUUUAGCUUUUUGAAUCAAAAUUAAAGAAAAAAUCAGUAACAAUGUUGGAUACAUUUGUUGACCAGUCUCCCAGUUUUAUUAAUAGGUUAUCACCGCCUAGACCCACUACGCUCAUGAUCGAUAAUGGACAGGAAAUGGAAAUGGACACUGACUUUAGGGAUUGCGAAAAUAACCAAAUACUCAAUCAUAACAACUCUAACAAAAACCUUCAAAGAAAUAGAAAGAAGAAGAAACGCGCUGCUGACAUUCCAGUAAAAAAGUUCAACGACCUAUAUGAACCUACAGGUGAAAUAUUGGGAAAUGGUGCUUAUGCCUCAGUACAAACAUACAGAAACCUUGAAAACCAAACAGAAUAUGCUGUAAAGAUUAUUGAAAAAGAUAAUGUCCGUUCGCGUAGCAAGGUGUUUAAAGAAAUUGAGAUCUUCCAUGUUUGUCGAGGGGAGGACAGCAUCCUUCAGAUGUUUGAGUAUUUCGAGGAGGAAGAAAGAUUCUAUCUAGUCUUUGAGAAGAUGCCUGGUGGAACAUUACUCGCCAAUAUUGAACAGAGGGGCCAUCUCUCAGAGCUGGAGGCUAGCCAGAUUGUCAAGUGUAUCGCACAAGCUCUUGACUUCCUCCACAGCAAAGGAAUUGCUCACCGGGAUCUCAAACCUGAAAACAUUCUGUGCGAGAAGUGGGAUGAAGUUGUACCAAUUCGUAUCUGUGAUUUUGACUUAGCAAGUGGCAUUCCAAUCAGCAAUGAGAAGGAUUCUUGUAAAACCCCAGAGCUUCUAACACCAGUUGGUUCAGCUGAAUAUAUGGCACCAGAGGUUGUAGAUGCCUGGGUGGGCGAGUCAUUCUCUUACGACAAAAAAUGUGAUUUGUGGAGUCUUGGAACUAUCUUGUACAUCAUGUUGUGUGGCUAUCCCCCUUUCUAUGGACAAUGUGGAUCAGAUUGUGGUUGGGAACGUGGUGAAAUGUGCUCCAACUGUCAGGAGAUGCUCUUCACUACUAUACAGGAAGGCAUAUACGAGUUCCCUGAAGAGGAAUGGAGUUCUGUUACCGAGGAGGCUAAGGAUCUCAUCCGUAACUUGCUUGUUCGAGAACCAAGCAAGCGUUUCUCUGCUGCCCAGGUGCUGAAACAUCCUUGGAUCACUAACCCACCAGAGGCCACUCCACUAGCCACUCCAAGAAUUCUUACAAGGAACAAUAGUACAAAAGAUCUAGAGUCAUUUGCUGAUGCAGCCAUUUCUAUAAAUCGUAUGAUGCAGCAACAUCUUAUUCUUUCUGAACCGCCAAAGUUUUAUAUCAGGGAAGAGAUGGAUGCAUUUGACGAAGGUUUGGAGAGCGAUGAAAUCCAAAACGACGAACUUGAUGAUGGUUUUGAUGGUCCAAUGUUUCGACUUUCACCUCCAUGCUCUAGCCUUGCCAUGCGCAGGCAACCGCUUGAGGCGCGUAUCAGCAUUGGAUCAUCGGGAUUUGAAAGCGGCAGCUCUUUGCCUAAUUCACAGUCAUCAUCACAUGGAAUAAUGUUCUAAACAACUAUGAUAUAUAUAUAUAUAUUUGAAAGGGAAACAUGACCUUUAUGAACUUUGUUCCACAUAUCUUGUCAUUCAUCUCAUUACACAUUCUCAUUUAACGUCAUACCUCAAAUAUAAAAAAAAAACUACUUUGAAAAAAAACUGCAGUACGUCAUACAAAAAUGCUGAGGAAGAAAGAAUUUCAUUGGUCAUGAAGUGGCAUCUUCAUUAUUGAUGUAAUUUUGUGCAGUAUUUUUGUGGCAGGCUUACAGGGCAGUAUAAGCUCAAGGAACUCCAGUCCGACACAGCUAGUGAACGGAACUGAACAGUGUGCUAAGGACAAAGUGUUGAACAAAACUUGUGCUACCAAAAACGUUCAAGGAUCCAUUGGCAAUGUGAUUUGUCAUCAGUUAGUGCCUAAGGAUGGAGAAAAAAGAUGGAGAAAACUGGUGCAGUUUUUUAUUAAAUGUUUGUUUUAAACAUGCGCUGUCAAAACAGUGUUGAUAAUACGAAAAGUCUUUCAGAAUGCCUUAAAUAUUGAAGCAUCUUAGGGGAAAGUAAAGUGUACGAAUGUAACUGUGAUACCUAUAGAGUUGACCAUAUUCUAGCAUUCAUACGCUCAUUGUCACAUUACAGAGAUUUUCUCAUUCAUUUUCACAUGACUUAGCUAUUUUUUUCGACUUUUUUAACUAAAUAAGCCAAAACAGUGCAGAAGAUCAAGAAAAGACAACAUAAAAAAUCACUUGCCAUUAAAACAUUUAUUUUUUAAGGGUUAAUAAAGGUAUUACAGUUAUAUUUUUUGACCACUUGAAUAUAGUGAGAGUCUUAAAGUGGAUAAUGUUGAUGAUCAUGCAAUAAAAUGGGUCGUUCCAAGAUUUGUCAUCAACUGGUAAAGCUAUUCUCAGUAUUUCAUGUGUAAAUGUUCACUAUAAAUGAAGAUGGGGGGUGGGGGGUAAAGAACCCAAACAAAUUUUAUUACAUUGUUAUUUACGUUUCUUUUUCAUGUUUUUACAGAUCAUAUUUGUUAAAUGUAUUUUUUUUGUUUGUGUGUUUUUUACAUUUUUAUAAUGCUGGCAGAAAGUCAAUAUCAAUGUUAUAGCAUCCUUUUUCACUACAGUAGCUUAGGAAACGUGUCUUUAAAUACAUUUGGUUUUAUAUUUUUAGAGGUCCUGGAAACUUUUAUUGAAUAUUUUAAACAAUCAUAAACCAACAAUACUGGUAAAAUUAUGUACGCUCAGAAAUAUCAAAUGUUAUUAUGAAACUGGUUAACAAGACUUUUUUAAAUAUUUUAAAGUAUUUCUCUGGUUAUAUUUAGAUAUUACUAAACUUAUAGGGCAUUGUAUGUUUUUAUGACAGUCAUUUGUUUAAACUUCUUACAUAUUGAUUUCAUUACGUACUUAAUGAUAAGAGAAAAGGAUUUUUAAUAGUAUCGUUCUCAAGCUUUUUUUCUCUCAGUAAUCUAGGGAAAUCAUCAUUAGCUAGCAGGGAAACUUUAUGUUGUUGUGUUCUUGUCUAAGUUUUUAUAUGUUUGUUUUGUGAGAUUUAAUUGAUAGGACUGAAUGGGAAAAUCUUGUUUAUUUAUAUUUUUGUACGGUAUUGAUAUAUCAAAAUUUAGUUUAAAAGAAAAACCUUUUCGGACAAUUCUAACAGAACUUAAUUUUUAGUUAGCAGUUUAUUAUUAGUUUCUUGUAAAUGGUUACAAAUACAUAGUUUCAUAUGUUUUCAUUUCCAAGAUUUUUUUUUUUUUUUUUAUGUAUAAGAUGUUAGAAUGUAUGUCUAAAUGAUCUCAGAGAAGUAAGGACUGAUGAUAUAUUCUAUAACAAAAUAGAUCACUGUUCAAACUUCAUUAUGAAAGGGGUGGCAGUACUGUGAUAUGUGACGCUAAACGAUAAAAUUUUGAUGAAAAAGAAAAUUGGGUGUUUAACUGGAGCCUCUGGCCAAAUAUUGUGUGUUUUAGUCUGAGAACAUGAUGUGUUCAAUUUGUGAAAAAACGUUUUGUUGUAAUAAUGUGUCGACACUGUGUUCAAUUUUAUGAACAUUAUGCUGCUAUGUUUGAGGUUUAAACAAAUUUUCUGAACACAUAGUGUGCAGUGAAAAAUACACAGUAUUCUGGUCAUCGAAGAAUAGACUCAAAUGAUUCCAACUCUGUGAUUGAAUAUAUAAGACAAAUCGAUAAAGAAUUGAAGUGCCCGUCAUAUAUACCUCGUUGUUUUCGUGUCUUAGUUUUAAUUUAGUUAAAUUGAUUUUUAUAAGGGAAAAAAUAAUCUGUGGAAUACUUGAGAUUAUUAUUGAAACAAUUUUUUCUUUCUUUUUUUUUUCUUUUAGUAAUUUUAUUUAUAAUAUAGCCAUCUAAGCAAAUUUUUUGUUAUUAUUUUUCAAAUUCUUUAAAUUUGAGGUUGUAAAGCAUGUAAUAAAUUUGGAGAUAACCUUCACUAGUCAGUAUAUUAAGUGUUUAUUUUGAGGGAAUAUUGCAAGGGGACAUACUGCUUGUGCUUCCUACAGAUUAUAAUGUUCAUGUUUUAUAACUGCACAUUUGUCAGAAUGUCUGGUCUAUAAAUGCUUAUGUGACAAAAAAGUGUUCUUGUAUUGAAAAAAAUAUGUUUUCUUAAAUAUCAUUCAUGACUAACUUAAAUCGCUUAGAUAUAUUUAGAAAAUAAUUACUGAAAAUAUAUAAAAAAGGUCAUCAAAAAAAAAAGUGAUUAAAAAACUGUCAUUGUUGUAAACAUGAAGAUGUAGAUUUUGAAACACUCAGCAAAUGUUCAUUAUAAUUUGUUAUUUUAAAAGGGCAUGUGAUCUUUUUAUGUUAUGUUUUUUGAAAAUUGUUUGAAUUCAUGUUAAAUCCAGGUGUAAACUAUUCUAGACAAGUGUAUUACAGAGCUAAGAAAAUAACAUUGAGGAAAAAAAAGUAAUUGAAUAACUAAAGGUUCUUUGUUAAUACAUUUUUGUCUAGUAUAGUUUUCCUUAUGAAAUCUCUACAGCAGUACAUUGGGUAUAGAUAGUUGAUCUCAUGUGUGGAUAAUGUGUUCUAAGAAAUCCAACAUUCCAUGCACCUGUGUUCAUAUUUUUGUACUAAGAGACUGAUACCAUCUGGUAAAAGAUGUAAAACAAAUAUGUAUAUGAACUUUGGGGUUUUGGAACUAAUUUUAUUUUGGGAAAAAUAUACAGUUGCCAAUGUGAUUGGAGUCUUCAGUUCUGUAGAAAAGCUAAAAUUUAAAUUUUUGUUUUCAAAUUUGGAGUAAUGGUAAUGGUUACAAACAUUCUGAAGAGUAUAAUAGAACUUGAGACAUAAUUGCAUGUCGUGUGUUUUGUCUUGUAAAGUUAAAUAUCUGCUGUAGAGUCAGUCUGUCUUGAGGUUUGGUCUUCAGUAACACUUUUGUUCGGAUAUUUCGCAGCAGGAACCAAAUGGGAACCAAACUUCAAGACAGGCUGUGAUGGUGAAGGUCUGAAUUGCAUUCCACAAUUGCAUAGCUCAAAAUGUUUUUAAAGUGUGCUACAUUUUUAUGUUAACUGAAUUACUACAAUGUUUUUUCAGUGAAUGGGUUUUAUUAUGCAGGGGCACAGGAAAGCCCAGUAUGCUCUUUAGCCAGAGAACCAUUGGUUUAUUUAUUUUAAUUUUUUUAGCUUAUUACUAAAAUAUGUGCAGAACAACUUAGAAUUGUGAUACAGUAAAGUGAAGAAAAGCUCUGUAACGAAAACAAACCUUCUCUGGCUAGGGAAACAUACUAACAUGUGUGUGGUUUGCAAUAUUUUUUGAUAAGAAUCAAGAAAAAAUGGAAUAGUUCAAAAUUUUCUACUUUUCGGAAUUUAGUAGAACUAUUCGAAAAAAAAGUGCAAUAGAAGUAAAAAAAAAAUCAUCAGAAGGAUGGCUUAUAUUUUAUAUUUUGAAUAAGGAGAUGAAGUAAAGGUUGUUUUCACCAUGAUUAAUGGGAGAUUAUUUUGUUUAUACUGUUAUACUGGGGGCAAUGGUUAUUGUAAAUAGUAUAUGACCUAUUUAGAUUACAAGUAAAUUUUUCUUACAACAUAUGUACAGAGACCAAAUUGAUCAAAGUACAAACAAUGUCUCAGUAAAACAGUAUGAGUAUGUUUUAUGAAUUUUGGCUCCAGGGCCUUCAAGUUUUGUGCCAGUUUCUCCCUGUAGUGGGCAUAUGUAAAAUGUCUCAGGGCCAGGAUGCAUAUGUACUUUCUGCAUUUUGUAAAUUGAUAAAACUUGUUAAAAAGAGAAAAUUUAAAUAAAAAGUGCCAUCAAUGAA